AACACCCACGACCCCCUCUCGUUCCUUCAUUCUUCUCCUCACACUUUACCAUCUCCCGCUCCCUCUCUCUCUCGUUCCCUCUCUGUUCUGCUCGGCCCGUCGGCCAUUGCCGCUAACCAAGCUUGAGGGCAGCGAUGAGGAACUCGGUGUCGGAUCAGAGCUUCGCCAUGGAGAGCGACGACGAGGAGCACCAGCUGGGCGGCAGCGAGGAGGAGUCGGACGGGUCGUCGUCGUGCGGGAGCCCGCGGCCGCGGGUGGUCGAGGCCGCCGGCGGUGGCCACCCUGGCUCCUACGCCAGCCACCAGUGGCCGCAGAGCUACAGGCAGUCGAUGGACAUUUACAGCAGCGUGCAGUCGCCGAGCCUGAGUGGGUUCCUGGGCACGCCCACGCUCAGCAGGCUCUCCAGCUCCUUCCUCGCCACCUCCUUCCGGGGGAAGCAACCACCGGAGAUCGUCAAGCCGCUCCUGCCCACCACCCUGAUCGCCGCCACCGAAGAUGACCAUGUCGAUGAUGCCCGGAAGAGCUCUCACCACUACCUGCCGCCGUCGAGGAAGGCGUCAUCCCUGUUCAAGAUCCCCGAGGACCAAAAGCCUGCUGGCGGUGGGGGUGGCCAUGAGGUGGGGCCCUACCGUCAGUGCUCCUACACCCAGGGCGUCAUGAACGGAGUGAAUGUCUUGUGUGGUGUGGGGAUCCUGUCAACACCUUAUGCCGUCAGGCAGGGUGGCUGGCUUGGGCUGGUGAUACUGGCCGUGCUCGCCGUGCUGGCGUGGUACACCGGCGUGCUCCUCCGGCGCUGCCUCGACAGCAAGGAAGGCCUCGAGACCUACCCGGACAUUGGCCACGCCGCAUUCGGCACGCCUGGUCGCAUUGUCAUCUCGAUAAUCCUGUACAUGGAACUGUAUGCUUGUUGCAUUGAGUAUCUGAUACUGGAGAGUGACAAUCUAUCAAAGUUGUUCCCCAAUGCACACCUGACUGUAUGGGGAUUCAGCCUGGAUGCCCAUGUGCUAUUCGCAAUCCUUACCACGCUCGUUGUCAUGCCGACAACUUGGCUUCGCGACCUCAGUUGUCUAAGCUUCAUUUCAGCUGGAGGAGUAAUCGCGUCGAUCGUCAUCGUCGCCUGCCUCUUUUGGGCAGGGCUUGUUGAUCAUGUCGGCGUCAACAAGAGCGAAGGGACGGCACUGAACCUCCCUGGAAUCCCCAUUGCCAUUGGCUUGUAUGGGUACUGCUACUCAGGGCAUGGGGUGUUCCCUAACAUCUACUCUUCUCUCAAGAAAAGCAACCAAUUCAACGCCGUUCUUUUCACAUGCAUCGCGUUAUCUACGGUUCUGUUCGCGGGUGCCGCGGUCAUGGGGUACAUAAUGUUUGGCGAAACAACGGAGUCUCAGUUCACACUGAACAUGCCCCCAAAUCUUAUGUCUUCCAAGAUUGCAGUCUGGACUACGGUGACAAAUCCAAUAACCAAAUAUGCACUUACUAUGACUCCUCUUGCCCUGAGUUUGGAAGAGCUGCUUCCUCUGAAUAGACAGACGUACGGGAACGUAAUUAUGCUCAGAUCAGCACUAGUGUUGUCUUCCCUUGGUGUUGCUCUAUCUGUUCCAUUCUUUGGACUUGUGAUGUCCCUAGUUGGGUCUCUUCUCACCAUGUUUGUGGCGUAUAUUCUACCUUGCGCAUGCUUUUUGGCCAUCCUAAGGAGUACAGUGACUUGGUAUCAGGUAAUACUAUGUGUGUUCAUCAUUGUCGUCGGUCUCUGUUGUGCCGGUGUUGGCACAUACUCCUCCCUUUCUAAGAUCAUCCAAAAUUAUCAGUAAAUCCUUGUGAAGCACUGUGAUUUGUAUGUACUAAAAGAUGAAUAUUUUACUUGUUUCUAGUGCUCUUUUUGGAAGACUUUGACAAAAAACAUGUGAUGUUAGAUAGGAUGUACCAUGAAAGGAGAAUCAGUAUGAGGUUGCUCUCCUGGCCGGAGUACCCCGAAAGCUUAGUGCAUCAAUUUUUUUAGUAAUGAUGAGGUUUGCAUCUUCAAUUGUGAUCCUCGUUUUCCAAUCUCUUUAAUUUGUGGCCUUUGAUGCAACAUUCGGUAAUUGUGAAGUUGAUAUACGCAGUUGUGAUCAUGUCUGCCAGAUUUACCAUAUACAUUUUUCUA
Triticum dicoccoides is the source of this 2140-nucleotide messenger RNA. RefSeq names its product amino acid transporter AVT1C-like. Gene Ontology annotation, cellular component: vacuolar membrane. The transcript has 11 exons. Bases 135 to 1808 code for a protein of 557 amino acids. Gene Ontology annotation, molecular function: L-amino acid transmembrane transporter activity. The record is from RefSeq and is a predicted model, not a curated record. Gene Ontology annotation, biological process: amino acid transmembrane transport. NCBI's taxonomy places the organism in Eukaryota, Viridiplantae, Streptophyta, Magnoliopsida, Poales, Poaceae.